This is a messenger RNA of Histoplasma mississippiense, 1803 nucleotides long. RefSeq names its product mitochondrial 2-methylisocitrate lyase. The transcript has 6 exons. Bases 1 to 1803 code for a protein of 600 amino acids. Gene Ontology annotation, molecular function: methylisocitrate lyase activity; isocitrate lyase activity. Lineage: Eukaryota; Fungi; Ascomycota; Eurotiomycetes; Onygenales; Ajellomycetaceae. Gene Ontology annotation, cellular component: mitochondrial matrix. The record is from RefSeq and is a predicted model, not a curated record.
AUGAUUCGCAACGCUGCUCGCCGUUUGCCCCGACAACUUCGUCCAUUCUCUCGCCCUCCCUCUCUCUCCUAUACUGCCGCCCGAACGUUCUCCUGUGGCUGCCCAUGGAUGGCGUCCCAACUGCCUCCAGUCAACCCACCCGUCUCAGUGGCACACGCAUCCGACUCAUUCCAGCUACUACCUUCCUCUGAAAAGUCAGGGCCUGCUGAAGAUGAGCUUUUUGAAGAGCAGGUACAAGCUGUGACCAAGUGGUGGAACACACCGCGCUUUGAGGGUAUCAAGCGUCCAUACUCAGCAGAGGCGGUUGUUAGCAAGCGGGGUUCGCUGCAGCAGACUUAUCCAAGCUCGAUUAUGGCCAGAAAGCUAUUCAAUUUGUUGAAUGAGAGGGCAAAGGCUGGAAAACCUGUACAUACCCUUGGUGCUAUUGAUCCCGUCCAGAUGACACAGCAAGCUCCCAACCAAGAGGUGCUGUAUAUAUCAGGGUGGGCGUGUUCAUCCCUCCUCACCACCACAAAUGAAGUAUCCGCGGACUUUGGAGACUACCCUUACAACACAGUCCCAAACCAGGUCCAGAGACUCUUCAAGGCUCAGCAAAUGCACGACCGCAAAGAAUGGGAUGCGAGAAGGAAGCUUUCUGCAGAACAGCGCAGGACGACGCCGUACACCGAUUUCAUGCGACCAAUAAUCGCUGAUGGCGAUACAGGGCACGGAGGCCUUACGGCAGUAUUGAAACUGGCCAAACUCUUUGCCGAAAACGGAGCCGCUGCUGUCCAUUUCGAGGACCAGCUUCAUGGAGGCAAAAAAUGCGGCCAUCUUGCCGGCAAGGUGCUUGUCCCCAUUGCCGAACACAUCAACAGACUCGUCGCCGCAAGAUUCCAAUGGGAUAUUAUGGGAACCGAAAACCUUCUCAUCGCCCGAACGGACUCGGAAAGCGGCAAACUCCUAAGCAGCACCAUCGAUGUCCGGGACCAUGAGUUCAUCCUCGGUGUGACUGAAAACUCCAGUCCGCUCGCCGAAACACUACAGAGAAUGGAGUUGGACGGAGCCCCCGGCUCUGAGAUCGACAAAUUCGAGUCACAAUGGGUUAAAAAUCAUAAACUUGUUACGUACGAUGAAGCUGUCGAGCAGCAUCUUAAAUCCGAGGGAGCCUCACAGUCAUCCAUUGACGCCUAUAAGAAGCAAGUAACCGAAAACCGGGACAUGUCGAUCAAUGAACGACGAGCUCUUGCAGGCAAGUACACAAAGUCGCCCGUAUUCUGGUCUUGGGAUAUUCCCCGGACUCGGGAGGGUUACUACCAUUACCUUGCCGGUAAUGCUGCGGCCACGAAACGUGCGAUCAAUUUUGCCCCCUACGCUGAUUUGCUCUGGGUUGAAACUGGCGACCCGAGUGUUGAGAAGGCGGCGUCGUUCGCAGGAGACAUCCGAGCAAAAUACCCUGGCAAAAAGCUGGUGUACAAUCUCAGCCCUUCUUUUAAUUGGAUGGGACACGGUUUCACCGAAGCCACUCUCAAGUCGUUUAUUUGGGAUAUCGCUCAGCAUGGUUUCACCCUUCAACUCAUCUCCCUCGCCGGUCUCCACACUAAUGCUACCAUGACAAGUGAACUUUCUCGCAAAUUCAAAGACGAUGGCAUGUUGGCUUAUGUGAACCUCGUCCAAAGGCGAGAGAAGGAGAUGGGGGUUGACGUCCUCACGCACCAGAAAUGGAGUGGCGCCCCCUAUAUGGACGGCAUUGUCGGCUCUAUCCUCAGCGGCAGCAGCUCUAACAAGAGUAUGGGUGAAGGGAAUACUGAAGAUUCUUUCUAA